Microsporum canis CBS 113480 is the source of this 792-nucleotide messenger RNA. RefSeq names its product short-chain dehydrogenase/reductase SDR. The transcript is spliced from 2 exons. Lineage: Eukaryota; Fungi; Ascomycota; Eurotiomycetes; Onygenales; Arthrodermataceae. The record is from RefSeq and is a predicted model, not a curated record. The coding region runs from base 1 to 792 and encodes 263 amino acids.
AUGGCCCGUAUCCUGAUAACAGGCUCGACGGAUGGUUUUGGCCUUGAAACUGCUCGCCAGCUCGUCCAGCGUAACCACACCGUCUAUCUCCAUGCCCGCAACCAACAGCGUGCAGAGGAUGCCAGGAAAAAAUGCCCUGGAGCCGCCGGUGUGCUGAUUGCAGACCUUACCAGCAUGGCAGAGACCCGCAGACUAGCAGAAGAAACAAACAAGAUUGGUCUCUUUGACGCCGUCAUCCUCAAUGCUGGACUGCUCUACGGCCCCUUUCGCAAGACACCAGACACAGGAGUGCCAGCCAUGGUCUUCAUCAACCUUCUCGCGCCGUAUAUUCUCGCCUCUCUUAUCAGGCAACCCAAGCGUCUUAUCUUCAUCUCCUCCAUCCUACACAAAGAAGCCAAUACGGAUGUGGCGGAUAUCUUCUGGUUUGAGCGUGGGGAGAAGGAAUUCAAGGAUUUCUCAGCAUAUUGCGAUUCGAAGUUUCAUGUCCUGCUUCUAUCUAAGGCUGUGGCAAGGCGGCUCAAGGGCACUUCAGUCACAGCUGUGCAUCCUGGAUAUGUUUCGACCAAGCUUGCAGGUCCAGGUGGUUUCAAUAAACUAGAGGAUGGCGUCGAGACAUAUGUCAUGCUGGCUGAAGGUGACUACGACCAGAAUCUCACUGGUGUCUAUUUCGAACCCAAGAGGCAGAUGGCUAAACCGCUAGAAGUGACGGAGGACGAAAACUUACAAGAGAUCGUCGUCAAGGCCUGCGAGGAUGUGACAGGCCUUAAGCUGGCACAGGGAAUGGAAAUAUAA